Messenger RNA from Bicyclus anynana (squinting bush brown), 15143 nucleotides. Its product is annotated as bromodomain adjacent to zinc finger domain protein 2B. The coding region runs from base 778 to 8499 and encodes 2573 amino acids. Gene Ontology annotation, molecular function: protein binding; DNA binding. The record is from RefSeq and is a predicted model, not a curated record. NCBI's taxonomy places the organism in Eukaryota, Metazoa, Arthropoda, Insecta, Lepidoptera, Nymphalidae. The transcript is spliced from 54 exons.
GGGGGCCGGUCGCCGCGCGGCAUACACGGAGCCAUCUUGCCCGCGGUCGUCGAAUCGCUCGCGUCUCCGCGCCUCGGAUCGCCCUUAAUUCGCACUAAUUAACCUUUUUACAAUAAUAAAAACAAUCAAUACAGUGCCCCAAUAUAGACAACAGUGUCAUAAACAGUGGUUAGAACAAUUGUUGACAUAGAUUGUGUGUGUGUUGUGUUGUUUUAGGUGUGUGCAUACCGUCUGUCUAGGUGAGUAGUCACCAGUCUUUGUGCGCGACAAUUAUCAUUCUGAUCGAUUCGGUCCGCGCGGGGGUGUGCAGCCGGCCCGUUUUAUAUCUUUUGUUGUUUUGUAACGCUGCUAAAUCAAUAAUUUUAGUGGCGGCUACUCGGCUAGCGGCCAUCGCUACGUUCUUAAUUCAAACACUUUGACGUUUCGAAUGCUCUGCAAGCUUUAGGUGUUUUAUAGCGAACGGACUAGUACAGUUAGUUUAACGAGUUUCUUUGUAUGUAACGUCUUUGAAUCGCAAAUAGGCGUGCGAAAGUUAUUUCGCGGAGUGUAUUUCUAAACUGUAAUCGAAAAUUCUACAGAUAAACUGUGAUAAGUGUCUCCGUUAGCUAACUGUUGUAAAGGUAGUGCAAGCUAGUGGGCGAAAUAUGCGCGAAGUGACAAUGUGUAGUGCAAGUGAAGUGCAGUGAAGUGACACGCAGUGAAGUGAAGUGACCAGCAUGGCAGCAUCCGACACUAGGAGUACGGGUUCUGAAUGAUAGCUGCCACUGAAGGCGUGGUAUGGACAAGGAGAACGGAGAGGGCGACGCGUCCUCCAAGCAGCCGCCCGACGGACUGCUCGACCCAGCUGGACUCUUCGGAGCUUACUGGGGGCGAGAUGGCGGAGGCGGCGGCGCGGCCGCCCAGGCGCAGGCGCAGGCGCAGGCGGCGCUGUUCGGCUUCGGCUCGCGCUACCCGCCGCCCACCACGCUCGGCGUGGCCGCCAACCAGGCCGCCUCGCUCGGCCUGCACCCCGCCGCCAGUGCAGCAUGGUGGUCGAUGGCGUCCCACCUGGCGGCGCAGGACUACCUGGCGCGGCUGCAGGCGUCCGGCCUCAACUUCCCCCACCUGGGAGACCCUUACGCAGCCCUGUCCGCGCUCUCGGGCUCCGGCAUGAAGCAACCCUCCAAGCCUGUCAAGCAGUCUAGCAGAAACGACAGGUCUAACCGCAGCAGUGCGUCCAGCGUGUCCGCGAAGGACAAGAGUCCGUCCACCAGCACGUCCAGCUCGCAGCCCAACAUCGCUGACUGGGGUUCCACAUAUGGUUUCCCAAAAACGUCAUCUCCGUCAACGAUGCCUUCCCAGUCCAUGUCCAGCCUGGCCUCGCUGAACAACCUCGCGCAACAACCCCUGCACUCCAAGUCCAGUAAGCAGCCUCAACCACCCCCACCGAGAAAGAGCUCAUCCUCUUCGAAGGAGAAGGAGCGCGACGUGUCUCGUGGUGAUCUGAUGCUGCACGCCGCGCAUUCCGCCUACCACGCCGCGCUAGCUGCUGCCAAGGGAAAGAACAUGUCAUCUUUAUAUCCAUUUGGAGUGGGCUCUGAGAAGGACAGGCGGGGUGGUAUAGACGCGCUUACUGGCUUGCCUCAUACUAUACUCAGUGAUCCAUCAUCAGUGUUGGGAGGAGUGAGACUGCCUCCGGACACCGAGAUCAUCAAGUAUACCUCCUCUUUGGCGGGACCAAAGUCAGCGCCGGGCAGCACGAACCGCGGCCGCAAGAAGACGAUAUCUCUGGACCCGCCGCACGUCUCCGUGCAUCCGCCCGCGCCUACCAAAAGGCAGAAAGUGGACGAGUACGGCAACUCCCGCUCGUCGGUGGAGGUGAUCCGUCUGCCCAACAAGCCGGAGCGAGGCGCCAACUCAGUUUCCGGUACGCCGCCGCCUAACCUUUCGGACUAUGCGGGUAUAUCGCGGGAGCUGCUGCAGACGAUCGCCUCUCAGAGCGGAGUGAGUCUGGCGGCGCUGGAGCGACAGCUGGCAGGCUCCACGGCGGCGGCGGAUUCAGGACUCAACCUGAGCACAAAGUCCAACAACAGUUCCGAGGACGCGCCGAUGGACCUCGGCCUGAAGGACGACGACGCGCCUCUCAACCUCUCCUUGAAACCCACACCGCCGAGCUCACAAGCUUCGGACGCACUGUCGCGUCUGACGUCACUGAGCAGUUCACUUAGCGCCUCCAAUGACAGGAUAUCACGACGGAAGCCCGGCGCGAAGCCGCGUCGCGUAGCGCCAGAAGUCAACUCUCAGGUGGCAGACUCUCCUCGACCCAAGUCCAGUGGUAGCGAGGAUAGCGAAUCAGUUUCCUGGCCCUCGAGAGAAGGCCGGCCCCGCAACUUAGGGCGCGGGGUCAGCAAGCCCAAGAAGAAUACGGUAGCCUCGCUGCUGGCGCAGAGCAGAGCCCUAGGCCUCCGCCCCGCGCUCGCUCAGCAGCUGCUAGCUGAAACCGACCUGGACAAAUUGCGGGCACUGCUCGGCGAAAGCGUGAGCACGGACUCGGAAUGUCCGUCCGACAGCAACCCUUCUGACUCCGAUGCUAGCGACGGCGGCCGGCGGCACAACGACUCGCAACUGCGCUUGCCUCUUGCGCUUGGUUGGAAGCGGGUGACAGUGAUCAAGGGUCUGUCGCGCAACUGCAACAUCAAGGGCGACGUGUCGUACACGCCGCCUGAGCCGCACGCCGGCCUGCAGAUCAAGUCUGCACAUGAAUUGCACACAUUCCUGGAAGCGAACCCCAGUCCGCCCCUGUGCCGGGAUAACUUCAGUCUGAGCGCACGCACGCUUUUGGGGGAGUACAUACAACCGUCCCCGGACAACUCGGAGCCGCUCGUGUUCAACGAGGCUGAGAUCACUAAACGGCUAGAAGAAGCGCGCGCGCUGGCUGCUCUCAGCGGGCGCCCGACGCCGCCGCCGCUGGAGCGCCGCAUGGAGCUGGCGCGGCGACAGCAGGCCGCCAGAGAGGCCAGGAAGGACGCCGGCGGCCGGGGGAGAGACCAGGCCUCUCGUCUAGUCCGCGAUUACGAGAGAUCGGAAAAGGCGGAAUACGUCAAACGUGAGAAGGAAGCUCGCAGUCAACAUUUACUAGAGCAAAUCAACAAGAACCGGUCGCAACUUACGAUCGAGGCGUUGCCAACGCCUAAAGGUUUGGACGAAUGGAAAAUGCCCGAAAUCGUCAUGGGACCGGCAACCAAGCCGAACAAAGACCGAACCAUGCCGCAAAUUAGUCUGUCCCUAAUACCAGUCAGUGGUCUAAAAGAGAAUACUCCAAUUAAAACAAUGAACUUAGACCACAAUUGGAAAGAAACAGAGGAAUACAAUGCCUUAGAUAAAAUGAAAGAUUUCGCCGAGAAAGCGGCUUUCGAUCUCCCAAAAAGACAGAGCGACAAGUACUUUGAUUUCUCAUUAAUAAAAACUCCCGAUAAAAGAAAACCAGAGAAGGAGAACAAUCUAGAAAAACUCAUAGAAUCAUAUUCGAGGAUAUCCGAGUUCAUAAACGGCUGCAACUGGUCCAAGCUCGACGACGCCAAAAAAGACGAUCCAAAAAGUCUCGAGCAAAAGUACUUGGACGCCAAAAACGAAUUUAUGACCCAAAAUUUAAUGUUGAUGCCCAAGGAUAGCCAAAAGUCUGUACUAAAAGAUGUCAUAGAUUUAAGCGGCGAGGAUGAAAUAUUGACAGAUCUUAUAGCAAAAAAUAUUAGCAAAGGGACAUUUAACGUUGGAAAAGACGGUGCAUUGUCGAUAUCCGUGCAACCGAUGGGGAAGGACGUUAGUCCGGCUAAAAAGAGGAAACAGGAGGAGUUAGAGAAGCAGAAAAUAGAAGAACAGGCGAAAAAGCAACAGGAACGGGAAAUAAAACGGCAACAAUCUAUGCUUCUAAAGGAACAGCAAAAGUUUAUAACAGAGGAACGCGAAAGAAGAAGGCAGCACACCACUUUCAUACGACAACUGGACUCCAGAAGGAGAUGGGAGGAGAGGGAGAGAAGAAAACAUCAAAACCUCCUCGACCGGUUGCUGGUGAAGGAGAAGAAAUUGCAACAGAGACGGAAAGAAAUGGAGUUAUUAUCUGAACUCAGACGGCCACAAGAAGACUCAUCAUUAUCAGACCAGAAGUCUCUCCCUGAUCUACAUCGGAUACCCGGGCUCAAAAUACCGGGGCAGGCGAUGGCUGACCUCUUGCAGGUCUUCGAAUUCCUGCACAACUUCGGCCAGGCGCUUGGUUUUGAAGUGGAUUCCCUCCCGACACUGAACUCUCUACAAAUGGGUCUCAUACCCAACUGCAGCCAGGAGGCAGAGGAGGACCUCCUCAGCAUACUCACCCGACUUCUCGUUAUUGCUAUUGAGGAACCGGGUAUCCCGCACCCCGGGCGCCAUACCACGCUAUUGGGGCACGCGCUGCGGCUGGCCGAGCUCACGCCGGCCACGCUGAGCGAGGUGCUGCGCAUCUAUCUCUACGCCAACGCCACUGCAGAGAUCAAGGCUCUCACAGGGUUGACGGUGGAGCGCGAGCGAGACCGGCGCGUGGCCGACCACCACCAAACCGACGCGGAGAUACAGCUGACGUGCGCCACCACCAAGAACGGCUCCUACUACGAGCACCUGCACAAUAACGCCACCUACAAACUGUCUGAACUCCUGCGAGACAAGCCAUUCGUCGCGCUGAACCCGUCCAGCAAGGCGCGCAUCCUGGCGCGCGUGUGCGACGAGCUGCUGCAGAGCCGCGCCGUGCUGCGCCAGCUCGACGCGUCGCUCGACCACCUCGCGCAGCUGCGCCGUGACCGCUACCUGCUCGACACCAAGAUACGCAAAGUACGCGUGCUCCAGCAACGAAAAGCGCGCGCUGAGGCUACUGAGAGACAACAGGCGCUUGCUCUAGAGCGCAUGCACAGACUUGUCGACGACUCUUCGCAUCAUGCGAGCACGGAUACUGAAAAGAGCGAAACACCGAAGAAACGCGACAAAGAAUCGUCGCCACAUUCCGACGACAAGGCAAACACUCCGUCCCCAUACAAAGACACGCCAGACGGGAGCGACAAGGAAUUGUCGCCGUUGAAGGAACUCAGCAGUAUGAGCGACAAAGAGAUGAUGAAUAACAAUAAAGACGAUUGUUCUCCUCAUGCUAAGACAGACAGUGUUAUGGGUGACUGCGACGCCGGACUCAGCGAACCUGAGAGUGAGGGCACGCAGCCUGAGGAGGAUGAAGACAAGAAUCUAUCGUCAGAAGAACUGGCGAGGAAGCUCGAGAAGCUGACGCGACAAUCGGAGCAGCAGCUGAUAGCGCUGGCGGCCGGCUCGCACGCGCUUAGAGCCACAUGCUAUGGACAGGACAGAUACUGGCGCAGGUACUGGUCCCUCGGCAAGUCUGGGGGCGUGUUUGUGGAGGCUAUGGAGUCCGCCCAGCCCGAGAUAUUGGACUACCAGGCCAAGUUGGAAGAGGCCGCCGCCGAACCGGCGCCCAAGGUCAAAAAAGCAAAAGAGAAGUCCGAGCUGGAAGAGGAAGCAGAAGACUCGGAGCAGAGCCGGGAGGAGGACGAAGCUGCGCAGGCGCUGGAACUGAGGAGCAUUAAAAGCGAGCUGAACCUCAGCGACCGCACGCAGAUCAUCAAAUACGAGCCCAACGUGACCCAUGGAGCGUGCAAGGUGGAAGGUUCAAUCAAAAUGGAAGAGAAAUACAUCCAGCAGCAGCAGAGCCAUGAGGAAGAAGACAUGCUUGACAUAGAGGAUUCCAUACCUACCGCGUUCUUGGUUCAAAAACCUACGCACAAACCAAUGUUCGCAACCCAAGCCGAACCUAUGGACAAGCCACAGGAAAUCAUCAAAGUAGAAAACGUUGUCAAGACAGAAGAAGAAGAAACAGAGGAGAACAAAGACAAUCUCGUAAACAACUUAGAAGAAUUACGCAAAUUGGCAGAAGCAGUAUCCUCCCAGUUGGACGCAGCCAAAAAGGCGGAAUCGGAAAAGUUGGAAAACGAGGCGAAAAACGUCAAAACGGAACCAGAAAUCAAAAGCGAAGUUUUGGAAACAGAUUCCGCACAUUCUACUCUUUACACAAAAAUGUUGGAAGGCAAAUGGUUUUCAAUACUCCGUCAUGAGAGCUCAUUCCUUACAAGCAUUAAUGAAGAAAAGAUAUCAGAUAUACCAGUGUUCUGUGACAAUGAACACACUUGCAGUGAAGUGAUUAACUGUCAAGGUCACAAAUGGGAUGUGUCAAAUAAUUUGCACUUGUUGAAUGACCCUAGUCUGUUUACUUUAAACUCUAUGGUGACUAGUGUCCAAGUGCCGUCAAAUAUGGUGUAUUCUGAUUCUAGUUUGACCAUGUCUGGACUUGGUCAAGAAAUGUUGGAUUCCAGUGUGAACAAAGAAAGUAGCGUCCAGGACGCCGAAAUUGAAGAGGAAUGCAAAGAACAGGACAAUGACCUGGAAAAGGAACUACAAGCGGACGCUAACAAGGAGUUGGCACUACAGAAGGCCAAAGCAUCCAACCUGUCCAGCUUGGGGCUCCUGAACUUUAACGCCCUGUCCACCUAUGUGACAUGCGACAGCCCACCGCCCAUACAGAUGUCACCUGAAGAGCUAGAACAGUUGGAGCACUGCAAGGUGCAUGGCAUGCCCGUGAAGAUUGAAGGCAGUUACGUGCCGAAGGAUCUGAGAUACGGCUGGUGGCGCAUAACGGAGGAGGAGCAACUCAAGCAGCUGUUGGAAGCGCUGCACCCGCGCGGCGUACGCGAGCGUGAGCUGCAUGCGUCCUUCCUGCACCACCUCGCCACACUCAACAACAAGCUAUACAUAGACCAUGGCGACAGUGGCAGUCAGCUGUCCGCCACGUCGGCAGAGCGACUGAUGGCGCGGGGUGGCGGGUACCCAACUCCAGAUGAGCCCAACACUUUCUGCGCCGUCACCGCCAGGAGGGUGGACAUGCAACUGCUGGCUACGGUGGAGGCAUUAGAAGAGCGAGUCGCAGCGGCAUCUAUACAAGUAAAAGGUUGGCGGGCGACGCGGCUAGUGCUGCCCUCAUCUGCGACGGGCGCGGAGAUAGUAGCUCGCGCGAGACACAAGCUGGCCUCACUUGAGGCGCACAUCGAGAGGCGGUACCUCAAGCCGCCACUAGUGCAGAGAUACAAUAGUAGGACACCCAUAAUGGAAGACCCUAUAACACAAAGCACGACGGAAGCAACGCUCGGCGCGGCGGUGAUGCAGGGCGAGCAUGGCAACGCUCCCCCCACCUCGCCGCACCCCGACACCGCUUCCGAUACCAAGACUGACAACAAGGGCAUAGCCCGCGGGCUGGCGACGUGGCGCGAGGCGGUGUCGCGCUGCAACACGUCGGCGCAGCUCGCCAUGCUGCUGCAGGCGCUCGAGUCGGCCAUCGCCUGGGACAAGAGCAUUAUGAAAGCUAACUGCCAGUUUUGUUUAUGCGGUGACAACGAAGACCAGCUGUUACUGUGUGACGGGUGUGAUAAAGGAUAUCACACUUACUGCUUCAAGCCGCGGAUGGAGAAAAUACCUGAAGGGGAUUGGUACUGCUGGGAGUGCGUGAACAAGGCGCGCGGCGGCGGGCGCGAGCGCGUGUGCAUCGUGUGCGGCGGCUCGGCGCGCGGGCGCGCGCUGCCGUGCGCGCUGUGCGUGCGCGCCUUCCACCUCGACUGCCACUACCCGCCGCUGCUCAAGAUGCCGCGCGGCAAGUGGUACUGCUCGCAGUGCAUCUCGCGCGCGCCGCCCAAGAAGCCGCGCAAGAACACCAAGCGCGACAGCGGCGCCAAGCACAAGGACGCCGCGCGCGACAGCGCCGACAUCGACGCCGCCAUGGUGCCCAGUCCAGCGGCUUCGCACGCGUCAACGUCGACAACAGCGGAGGAGGCGCCGCGCGCGCACACGCCCGACAAGGAGGCCGACAAGCUCGACGAGCCGCUCGCCGAGCCCGCGCCCGCGCCCUUCAGCGAGCCGGAGAACGGCAUCAACCACGAUAUUGUGGUGCCGGAGCUGCCGCCGGAGGACGGUCCGCCGGCCGAGAAGCGGAGGGCGCUCCAGUUCGUGGCCGGCAACGGAGCCCUGCAGCACGACGAGAGCGACCUCGUCGACGGACCCGUGGAGGAACGCGAGUCUGAGAACCUGCCACUUCUAUCGCGCGCCAAAAAAGAAAAAAACAGUGCCAAAAAACAAAACAAAGAUAUGCAGUUUUGCAAAAACCUGCUGUGCGAGAUGGAGUGCCACGAGCACGCGUGGCCGUUCCUGGUGCCCGUCAACACGAAGCAGUUCCCGCAGUACCGGAAGGUCAUCAAGUGUCCCAUGGACCUCUCCACCAUCAAGCGGAAACUCCAUGAUUCAGGAUACAAAUGCAAAGAAGAAUUCGCUUCAGACGUUCGUCUGAUCUUCAGUAACUGCGAAGUUUUCAACGAAGACUACAGCCCGGUGGGUAGAGCUGGCCACUUCAUGAGGCAGUUCUUUGAGGAGCGCUGGCUGCUUGGCUGACACACUGCCACCUCCAACACUUAUGCUGAUCCAAGUGUGGGCAUAGCUAGUAAUGUCACUAAAACUGAUCCAAGUGUGGGCAUCAACUAGUAAUGUGACAUAAACUGAUUCAAGUGUGGGCAUCAACUAGUAAUGUGACUUACUGAUCCUAGUGUGAGCAUAACUAGUAAUGUGACUUAAACUUAUCCAAAUGUGGGCAUAAACUAGUAAUGUGACGUAAACUUAUCCAAGUGUGGGCAUAACUAGUAAUGUGACGUAAACUUAUCCAAGUGUGGGCAUAACUAGUAUCGUGACUUACUGAUCCAAGUGUGGGCAUCAACUAGUAAUUUGACUUAAACGAAUUCAAAUGUAGUCAAGAACUAGUAAUGUGACUUACAUUACAACCAACAGUAAAGUGUAUUAAAGGAACAGUAAAGUGUGUUUAAAUCACAGUAGGUUGUGUUAAAUCCUUAUUAAACUGUAGUAAAACUACAGUAAGUAUUGUUACAACAAUGUUAAAUUGAAUUUACUAAGAAAUAUGCUAAUCUUUAAACCAAUUGAAAUAUAAUAUGCCUGACAAUAUAGUCAUAUUAUAAUGAUUCUAAAUUUCUAAAGUAACCAACUAAAUUAAAAUUAACAAAUAAUUAUCAAUGCAUCUGUCUUAACCUCCUGUCUUUUAAUUUGUCUUUACUUUAAAUAAAUGGUUUUCAGUUAUUUGUUGGUAUAUAUAUGCCUGAAUUGAUCUUGUAUUUAUUGAUAUUGUUUGUACAAAAACUAAGACAAGUACAGCCAUUUCAACAAACUUAUAUUCACUUGUUAUUUUCUUGUUAUAUUUUCAUUUUUUAAAUUCAUCUGAAGUAUUGCUAUAUCUCAAAAAAUACCUAUAUAUAUUAUUUUGUUUCAAACAUAGAACAAGUUAGUUUAUCUCUAAAAAAAAUAUAUACUAAUGCUAUAAUACUGAGACAAGAUUUAGAAUGAUUAUAACAUCAACUUAUGAACUACUAAGAAGCACUGAUUGCAGUAUAUUUGCAGUAAACUGUAUUAACACGACAGUAAAGUGUACUAAAGACACAGUAACGUGUAAUAAAUUCACAGUAAAUUUAAACAAUGCUUCAGUAUGUUUGAUUACUGAGUAUUUUUUAUCGUUUUGCUAUUACCCAACUUGCGUAUGACGUCACAAUAUAGUAAACUCAACUUGAUAGUGUGUUGAAAAAUAGUAAAAUGUCUGAAUACAAGAAAUCAUUUCAAAUUAAGACUAAAUUGUCACUUACCACCAAGUGAACCUAAUAAAAGGAUAUAGUCAUAUUUAUACGAAUUACUCAUUUUGAAUAGUAUAGGAUUAUGACUUAGUACAUUCCUAAAAAAUAUUGACUUUAAAUCCUAAUUGUGGUCUCAACCUAAUAUAGGUCUCAAAAAUAUUGAUGUAGACAAAGUGUAUAUUGGGAAUCUCAUGUAAAAUAAUAAAUGUGAUUUUAUAGUAAGAUUUCAGUCGCAUAGAUAUGUCCUAAUACACAAAUAAAAUAUGUUUCAAUGUAAGAAAAAUAAACAGACGAAAGAUAAACAGCAAUUACAAAAUUUCUUUUAUUACUCAAGGAUAAUUAUUUAUUACUUUUCUUCUAUAUAUUCUAUAUCAUUGACAGUCAUAGAUAAUAUUUAAUUCAAAAAUAACACAUCGAAAUGAGCAAAGAUAACAUAGUCUGUUAUUUAAAAUUGCCAUCCUGUAUGUACACAUUAUAAGGAAACUACAUAAUUUAGCGCUAGCUAGACAAAACGCUCAACGUCACUCAGUGGGCGAUGUAUGGAGUUUCUCUGCGUGAUCGAAUCAAAAAUGAGGAGAUCCACAGACGAACCAAAGUCACUGAUAUAGCUCAGGUCGCGAAGCUGAAGUGGCAAUAGGCAGGUCACAUAGUUUAAAGAGCCGAUUGAUGUUGGAGUCCUAAGAUGCUUGAAUGGCGACCCCGCACCUGACAUGUACAUGUUGACUUUUUUUUUAGCUCCCCCCUUUCCCGAACCUCUGUACCGCGUAGGCGUAGUCUCGGUGUGUCAUACAUAUCGCUGUUCAAACCUCAAAUGCAAUUGUUUAUACCGUUGGACAUAUCUAUUCGACUGGAGUAUAUGAGAAAAGCGACGCACACCCGUUGAGUGUAAUUUGUAUUUAAUGUAGCCAACUGUACAUAUUAGCGUUUAAAAUGUGGUUUUAAAAGUAUUAGGUGGAUAUAAUGUUUAAGUGUGUAAUUAAAGCCUGUUGCACUCUAUUGACAUUGAAUUAAACACAUUUUUACACCUGACACCAAAAACGGAUUUUAUGAUUACAAAUGCCAUAGACAGACUGUUUCAAUAUGACUCGAUUUUUUUUUCUGAUUGUGGUAGUGCCGUAGGCUUCUUAAUUGGACCUCAGCGGUGUCACCGGGGGUUUGGGCAAGCGCUGAUGGGGCCCGAAGGCAGACGCAGAGUAGAUGGGCGGAACGACUCUCUAAUAGGCUGUACAGACUACUUUAGUAUUUUAGUGUACUCGACUAAAAUACUAAAGUAGUCCGAACUAGGCCUAAAUGCGUCUCCUUUGAGACUUGGACUUCGUCUUAGAGGGCCGUUCGGGAAGGGUGUUUUGGCCUAAGUGUAACAGUCCGGAGAUAAGUCGAUAUACUGAUAUGAGUAUAGGAAAUACUUCACUUCCUAUCUAUCCUCCAUAAUUGUAACAAUAACUCCAUUAUGAUAGGUGUCAAAAUAUUCCUUAGUGUCUGGUGUAACCAUGUGGCAAAUUCAGAUACAAUGGAGUGCAUUCGCUUCAUUUACGAGUAUAGGAAACUUCGCGUCGGUGUCAUGUUUGUUCGAAUGUUUUUUUUUCUUUCUACCAUAUUUUGCUUAGCAAGUGCGAAUCGAAAUACGAAUCUAUGAAUGACUUGUUUACAUGGAGAUAGUAGUUGUAUGGCAUUGCAAUAGUAAGUAAUUGAUGGAUGGAGCUGAAGGACUCUAUAUAGAUUAAACUGGAAUUUUAGAGAAACAUAGAUGGUAUGGUGCAAAAUUUGUGUUUUUGAGAAUAAAGCUCUUAGUGAAUGAGGUAUCUAAAUAAAUAUCGGUUCCGAUGGUAUUGAUUUGACACAAAAAAAUCGUGGAGAGUAACUAUCUCCAUGUAAACGAGCCUUAACGAAAAUAUCUUAUAGUUUAAUAUUUCUGUGCAUUUCAAAUAACUGAAUUGGCCAGUUGUAAGAUUAAUCGAGUUGUAAAUGUAUUUAUUUUGGUGUAAAAAAAGUUCAUAUAAUAACAUUGUCAACAUUUACGUAAAAAUUGUACCUGUCUAACUUUUUACAUUAUUAGGAUUGUGUAUUUAAAUGACUCAGACAAGCGAAUUGCUUAAAAAAUCCAUGUUGAACAUUAAAAUGAAAUCCUAAAAAUGUUACAAGUUAGAUUGGUAUGUCCCAAAAAUCCCUAACUGGAGUAUAGAGUUUAGUAUUGUACUUCUCCGUGUACGGUUCUGAUUGGGAUACAAUAUUGGAACACUAAUAAGUAAUGUAACAUACAAUACAUACACAGGCAAAGGGGGGCACAGAGGUUUUAGAGGGGUUGCCCCCCUUAGAGAUUUAAAAAAAUGUAUCCAAAUCAAAUGCAACCCUGGUUUAUAUAUAUACUACUGUUACCUAUAUAAAUUCUCAAGUAGAUAUUAAUAGUCACACGGAACUUAAAAUAUCAAAUCGCUGUAAAUUGAACCCUAUGUUGCUUAUUUUGAAACUCAAAAUCGUUUGUCGACUAUAUAUUUUAACGUUAAUAUCGUUUCUACUGAACAUGCAAUUUUUAUUGUGACACAUACUAGGAACUCUAGGUUUCUAGUAUGUUAUUUUUUUUUUUAAAGAAUAUUUGUCGCAUUUUUUUUUAAAUAUGACCAAUAUUCCCAUUCCUCUCCAACUAGUCGGGAAGGACUGUAUUAGGAGUGGGUACGACAAUAGAGCAAUAGGGCGGGGAUCGAACCACCACCCCUCCGUCAUGAGUCCGACCCCUCUAACCGCUGAGCUAUUGAGGCUUUGAAUUUAUUGAGAUCCUGGUCAGAACCGACUAUACUUCGUUAAAAAUAUAGUAUGUAUAGAAAAAUGGAAUAAGUGUAGAUUAGGCCUAAAUUGGUAAAUGACAAUUCUGGUUGUAAACGAAAUGGGUGUGGACGAAAAUGUUAAUUAUUUAUUAUGUAAAAAUAUUCACUCACUAAGCUGUGACUACGUAUUUCUCUGUAAAAUAUCGAAUAUUUUUUUUUGUACUGCAUAUUUAAUUUUUUUGGAAGGCGUUAUUUUGCAGAAAUCUGUGAUGUGUAAUGCUUAACAAGUUUGGUUAAGUUAUGUUUUUUGUAUGGAUGGUUUCUGUAUUAUAUUUUCUUCAAUAGUAACACGAAACUGGUAUUCAUUAUUCAGUUGAUGUGUUUUUUUGAAAAACAGUUUCUAAAAUGGAAAAAAUCUUUUAAACAUUAUUUUUUAAUUGAUUUUAACCAUUGGUUAUCAUAACGAUUAAUAACUGACAAAGUGUAUGUAUAUAAUUAUAGUUCUAAACGUUAAUCACCUUUGAAGUUGAUCGGCGUUUCUGAAACUCGAUCAAAGAUUGCAUUGAUUUAACUUUGACAGUUAGUAAACAUUUAUAAAGUGGCUUUUUUUCCUAUUGGAAACUUAUUUAUGUUAGACUUACCCUAUAUUGGGACUAUGUUCCCUUUAAUGAAAAUAGUCCGUAAUUUUUUAUUCCAAAUAAAAUAUUGACAGUAUUUUGUUAGUUUAUUUAGUUUUACUUUUUCUAUUUCUAUCGCUAAUCACACUGGCAAUACGCUUUUAAAAUAAAAAAGGUAAUCGACAAGUUCGUUGUACCUAGUUAAAUAAUAAUUUUAAGGUUUAUUUAUUUCUUUAUGAUUGAAAUAAAAAAAUAUACUUUCAGUAUUUUGUAAUAUUUUCCGAUAAACAUUAAUUGAUCUUUUAUAAAACUUGUCCUUAUUGAUUAAAAAUAAAAAUACAGGAAGAAAAUUUUUUUAGUGCGGAUAUUUUUAUAUUUUGUACAUAAACAAAAUUUAAUGAUCACGUAUUUUUUCUUUUUUUUUUUAACUCAAAAAUAACAAAAUUAUCGUUAGCUAAAGUUAUUUACUUUUGAACAGAAUUUUAGGGUCACCCUAUUGUGCGUUUAUUUUAUUUUCGUUUGAUACCUAAAGAACGUCACCAGAUCACUUUUAAGCUGAAUAUAUCUUGUUUAGUAAUAAUAUGUACAUUAUUUUGUUAUUUUAGAGACAUAAAUUAAAAAAAAUAAUUACAUAAAAUGUAUCGAACUGUUUGUAGAUUUAUAUUCUAUUAAUGAUACAGAACCACGAAAAAAAAUAUCCGCACUAAAGACCGAAUCACCCUGUAUAACGAAAAUUUACUUUUGGUAAAUUGGUGGCAAUUUUAAUAACUAAUGUUACCAGUUUAAAAUUCGUUUUAAUUGUAACCAGCGAAAUAACUGUAAAUAAAAUUAUUCUACCCUUUUUAACUACGCUACAAUCUGUCGUAGUCACUAUAUUAUAGUAUGCGCCAAACUUCUAGUCCGUUCUGAAUAUUAACUGCGGAGUGUGUAAAUACAUAUCCCAGCGGAGUUAUUACACUAUUCGGCUUGUUGCAACUUCAGAGCGGACUACAAAUAUGGCGGAUACUAAUUAAUUUAAUUGUUCAAAAAUAAUUCUGCGGGUAACAGGGUUUUAGUUAAUGGUAAUCUACUUCAUUCCUGUUUAAAUUGUCACCAAAAUAAAUUUUAGAGAAUGAGGGCAUUGUUUGGAUCUAAUUUCAAAACGUUUCAUUUCUAAAAUUUAAUUUUUUUUUUUUUUUUUAAAUAUAUAUUUGAUAGAUUUCGAGUUUAUUUUAAAUUUUCAUUGCGAGUUCUGGUUAAGCAUACUUAUUUAUCAAGUGAAUGCUGACAAAAACGUGUCCCACAUAUGGGUCAUAUCUAUGUCUCAUGCAUGGCUAGGACGAAUUUCUUUUUGUAAAUAUUUUUUUAAUCUUUGUCGGGAAACCUCUUUGACACAAUAUCCGUAUAAUUUGGUUUUCAGAUAUUCAAGUUUUUUUUUUUAUAUUUGUAGUUCAAUCAUAGUAUUUGCGUUUUAAUUCCACUUGAUUAAUGUUUACGUUUUCAUGUACGUCUGUAUGAAACAGCAUUAUGUAUACAUUUUUUACUCUAUUUUAUAAAUAUAGUUUAAUUUUUUAUUUUAUAGUUAGUGCUUAACGUCAUUCCUACAGCACAAACUGUGUAAUCUACUCGAGUAUUUUAAAGUAUUAAAUACCUAUUGUUUUUUUUUAAAUUACUUAAUAAAAUAAUUAAUGCAGCUAUUAAUUUUAAAAUAAGAUAAUAAAUAAAAUUAAAAUUAGUCUGUGCUUGUGACACAGGUGGAAAUUUGUGUUUAUCUGUGUAACACAGAUACGAAAUAGACAGGACUCUUUAAAUUAUUGUAUUAUCUAGUGUCUAGUGUGUAAUGUCUACCAAGAUAUGUUUUCGCAAACUCCACUCUACUGCCACGUACAUAAGGUUGAAUUUUGAACGCGGAACAUAUUUUGGUGGUGUGGUGGCGUGUAUGAGAAAAGUCUACUAUAGUUUUUAUGUUGUGUGAAUUGGUUGAUUUUAACUAUAAAAUGGAUAUAUAAAUUAUAUAUACGAAUAAAUAAAUAAUUUUUGAAGCACUC